GCGAGCGGGCCGGGCCCCGGGGCUGGGCUGGGCUGGGCACCGCUCUCCUCGGCAGGGCUACGGGGACCCCGGGGCGCUGCCGGGCGGCGGCGGAGGGUGCCUUGUGUGGGUCACGGCGGGUCCUCGUCGCGGACUCCGCUGCUCUCCAGGGCCGACUCUUUCCCUCUCGACGGCCCCUCUGCCCUCGGGCUUUGGCUGCUCUGGGAAAUUGCCUUUUAUUUUAUCGUCUUUUAUGCUUUUUUUCUUCCCAAUUGAAACUCGUGCUCUUGACCCGAAUCAGGACUUUGGUAAGGAGCCGGCGGAGCCUUCUCAAGGUUUAGCAAAAGCAGAGCACCUGGGAACAUGGCCCCACAAGAGAGAGGAACCAUCAACAGCUCCAUCAGUGACAAGCAAGAACAUAACUCUAGUCGUGUUAUUGCAAUUGUUUUCCUGGCACUCUUCAUUGACUUGUUGGGAUUUGCUCUCAUCUUGCCACUGUUUCCUUCCAUCCUUGAUUAUUACAGCCAGACUGAGGAUGGAUUCUACUUGUCAUUGCAACGUGGUGUGGACUGGUUUGCAGUGAUGGCUGGGAUACCUCCAGAGCGUAAAUACAACAGUGUCUUAUUUGGAGGUCUGAUUGGCUCAAUCUUUUCCAUCCUACAGUUUUUCUCCUCUCCCCUCACUGGUGCUAUGUCGGACUGCUUGGGGAGGAGACCUGUCAUCUUGAUGACAAUGAUAGGUUUGAUAACAUCAUACUCACUAUGGGCUGCCUCUAGGACUUUUGGCGUUUUUCUUCUCUCCAGGAUCAUAGGUGGAAUAAGCAAAGGGAAUGUAAGCCUCUCCACAGCUAUAGUUGCUGACUUGCACUCUCCAAAAGCACGGAGCAAGGGCAUGGCAAUGAUUGGUGUUGCUUUCUCCCUUGGUUUUACCCUGGGUCCCAUGAUCGGAGCUUACCUGGUGAUGGAGACAGAGAAAGGAGAAGUAUUCUAUCUCCGUUCAGCGUUGGUAGCACUCAUGUUUGCUGUGGCUGAUUUAAUUUUCAUCUUCUUCCUGCUUCCGGAGACACUUCCCAAAGAAAACCGGGUCUCUUCUGUGACAUCUGGAUUUCAGGCAGCAGUUGACUUGCUCAGUCCUUUGGCUUUAUUUCGGUUCUCUGCAGUCACCCGAGGAAAGGAAUCCCCUUCAGAGGAGAAUCUUCAGAAUCUCAAAAUCUUGGGCCUGGCAUAUUUCCUGUACCUUUUCCUGUUUUCCGGCUUGGAGUACACACUGAGUUUCCUCACUCACCAGAGAUUCCAGUUCAGCAGCAUGCAGCAGGGCAAGAUGUUUUUCUUUAUUGGAAUAACAAUGGCUGUGAUCCAGGGAGGCUAUGCUCGCCGAAUCAAGCCAGGAAAUGAAAUCAGAGCUGUAAAAAGGGCUAUUAUAUUGCUGAUUCCAGCUUUCCUGCUAAUUGGAUGGGCUGCAAAUGUGGCCAUGCUGGGUGCUGGACUGCUGCUGUACUCUUGUGCUGCAGCCAUUGUUAUCCCGUGUUUGUCAGCAGUGGUGUCGGGCUACGGCUCUGCCAGCCAGAAGGGGCGAGUGAUGGGGAUCCUGCGGAGCCUGGGCGCCCUGGCCAGAGCCCUGGGACCGAUCCUGUCAGCUACUGUUUACUGGCUGGCAGGGGCCGAGGUUUGCUUCAGCCUCUGUGGUGCUUUCUUCCUCGUGCCCUUUGCUUUACUUGGUUCUAUAAAAGAGCCGCUGAAGGAGGAGUAGGAAGGAACCACAGAACUAUCACUGGCUUCCCAGGACCGCUCCUCGACCUGACUCUCAGCACCCAACUCUGCUGUUCAAAGAGGAAGAGGAGGACUUUGAUCUUCUGAAAGGGGCUACUCCAUAACCACUCACAGCAACAGCAGACUUCAGGUCUCCUACAGCCCCGCCAAGCUCCGUGUCUCGUGACUUCCCAGCCUGCUUGGCUGGUUUCACAAAUAGAAGAACCACUCCCAAACCCGUGGAGUAAAGCACUGAGCCUGUCAGCCAAGCAGGGCUGUCACAGCAGCAGCACGGCCCCUGCUACCACAACUCUGCCAAGCGUGGGUGAAGUUGCAGCGCCCACUGUGCUCGGCUCUGCUCCUGUCCCAGUCCUCAGCCUCCACUGCCAUGGACUGACUGAUCUGUGCCUGGCUACCAGAGAACAGACCCCAGGGGGCUCACACCAGGUACUGCUGCAGUUGGCACCCUAAGGUGCAGGGGGCCUGGUAACAGCUUGACCACCUGCCUUAAAACAUGACAGUCAAACCCAAACAGCAGCUGCAGGCUCCCCCAGCCAGGGAGAGACUGUUUUUAAUACACAAUUAAAUUGAGAGAUGUUUUAUAUUUCUGAUUCUCUGUGAUGGUUUCUGCUGACCCAGCAGUGUUCCUUUUGCAUUAUAAAUAAACUCUUCCCUCAGACACUGCUCUGCUCAGUGAAUCACAGUGAAGACAUGACAGCCACCUCACCCUGGCAAAGCCCUGUGGGGACCAGAACUCCCUGCAGUGCCCAGUACCUCCUGGGGUACCCUCCCUCCAGUGGGGCCACCUGGGUGCUGCCCCAGGAUGAGCCCUGCACCCAGUGGGAAUACAUUAAAGCAACCAUUAAUCAACACAUUAACCACUGAAAGAAAAAGGGACAAAUUAAACCCGACAGGCUACAGCUGUAGAAUAAAACUGCAUAAAGGUUUGAAAGCAGAGCAUGAAGGUUUUAAGACUUUUAUUUGUGAGUAGAACUUAAUGAUACAAGAGAAAGAAAAAUACAGGACUUUAUUCUACCCCGAAGUGUGUAACCAUAGCAUACAUGACUACAUUUCAUACUGUAAUACAAAGAAUUAAAAGAACAAACUACAAAAUUAGAAAUUAAAGAGUCAUUGCAUACAUGGUCGAGAGAAAUGGAGGGACACCAUUAAAGAACUGAAACAUACAGCAAUUAGUCACUGAAUUAGGACCCUGCGCUAGAACACGAUUCAGCAAAGUGAGCGCUGCACUCUUAGAGUGGGCAGAAGGGACACAAGGUUCAAGCACACGUGAAGCCGCUGCGGCCCUGGGCAGUCACCGGCCUUACUUUGGCACCGACCCCACUUCCAAGUCUCUUUUCCACACCCAAAGCUCCCAUUUCCCCUUCCAUCUCCCAGCCUGAGCUGUGCCCCUGCUCUGCCGCAGCAGCGUAAGGCAUUAGUUUGCUGCUAUUUUACCAACUGCAACGUUUGCUAUUGUUCUAAGAGGUGAGAGCCACAUCCCAUUUUCAACAGCCGCUUGCCGUGAGUCAGCGUGUUGCCCUCUCCUCGCAGGGCUCUCAGCGUUUGCUGCUGCUGAACCAGAAACACUGACAUGAGGAACCGAACGGGUUCCAGCCCUCCCUAUCCCACCUGGCACUACUGUUAGGACGGGUGACAGACAGAAGCAUGGCAGUGACUGGGAAAUAGUGAAUUCAGUGGCAAAAAGUGGUUUUCUUUACCAUGCUACAUAUUAAACAAACAUUUAUAGCAAACUGUGAAAAUACACCUUUUAAGGUUACUUGGGGUUUCUGUACUUCACUGCUGGCAACAAAAAUAAAAUAUUAAAGAAACACCA
Messenger RNA from Pezoporus occidentalis (night parrot), 3561 nucleotides. RefSeq names its product major facilitator superfamily domain containing 10 (gene SLC75A1). Gene Ontology annotation, molecular function: transmembrane transporter activity. Lineage: Eukaryota; Metazoa; Chordata; Aves; Psittaciformes; Psittacidae. Gene Ontology annotation, biological process: transmembrane transport. The record is from RefSeq and is a predicted model, not a curated record. Gene Ontology annotation, cellular component: brush border membrane. The transcript has 13 exons. Bases 343 to 1728 code for a protein of 461 amino acids.